GCGGCAACGAGCCAUAGACCAGACGCUAAACAUAGUACUGUUUGAACGCCACACUAUUAACUCUGAGAUAGAUGGUGUUGCGGUCACUUUUUUUAUCAUAAUAUUAAUUGUUCUACUAUCAAUUACGAUUACCGCCAAAAUUACACAAAGUAGAUACCUACACGAGUCACGAAUACGUAAGACCAUUGAUUAUAAAAUACAAAGUAUGCAUUAACGAUCAUUGUGUUAUAGAUAAAUGAUAGUAAUAAUAUUAUAAUAAUAAUAACGAGUAACUACAAUAAUAGGUAAUUAAUAAAAAAAAAGUAAAUAGUGAUUAGUCUAUCGUUCGCUGUCAUGAAUUCCGACGACGAAGAUCUAAAAGCUUUGGCUUUGUUCCUAGAUGCCGAGCUAGAUGCUGAAGACGAAAAUAAUCCGACAACCUCACAUACAAUCCUCAAAGAGGAUGUAAUAAAAGACAACGCUGAAAAAAGUAGUCAACUGGCUGAGAAAUCCGUAAAUACAGCCGUAACAUUUAGUGACUUUUUCAAAUCAAUGAAGUCGAAAAUUGUCGAUUUAGAUGAAGUGGUAGUUAAAUGUGAACCCAAAAAGAAGUCCAUGUCCAAAAUACCAAAAUUUGGUUUUGAUCCUGCAGCAGAUCCUGUGUUUGGCUUAUGUAUGAUUAAUCCAUUGUUAUCGUCUCAGACAAUUCAAGAUAGAAUGAUUGGCAAAGUACCGGUACCCGUCAGCCAAGUAAAAAAUCAUCUCAAGUCUGCAGACAAUUCUGAUUGGGUUGUAGCUGGCGUUUUGGUAAACAAAUCUCUUCCCAAGACUUCACAAAAAGGUUCUACUUUUAGCAUAUGGAAGAUAAGUGACUUAAAAGCAGGUAUGAGUACUGUUACAAUAUUUUUAUUUGGCCGGUCACAUGCCGAUUUAUGGAAAACAGACAUAGGAUUUGUUGUUGGAAUAUUGAAUCCAAAAGAAAUGGAUGGUAAAGAUAAGAAGGAUGAAGUAGUAUUAUCCAUAAAUAGUGGUGACCAAGUGAUGCUGUGGGGCAGAUCCAAAGAUUACGGAACUUGUAAAGGAAUUAAGAAAAAUGGAGAUAAGUGUGAUAUGUUUGUAAACAUCAAUAACUGUGACGUUUGUACAUUUCAUGUAAAACGAGAAUAUAUCAAGCAUUGUAGUCAAAGAGCAAAUAUUGGAAAUUCUAGACCAACAGCUGCCCACAGUUUACGAGAUAAAGUAUUGGGAAAAAACGAGGUAUUUUAUGGUGGUCAAAGUUUUGUAUCUACUAAAUCUAAUCAUUCAAAGUUGAUGAAAGAAGACCAAGUUAAGCUUCAACGAUUGAAUUUGGCUAAAAAGCCUGUAUUAGACCCAAUUGAAACUCAUACCACACCUCGUACAACUAUUGCUAAUCGUCGAGCUACCGCUAUUAAAGGCUUUGUUAAUGAUAUAAAAAAUAAUGAAAUUAGUGGGUCAGGAAAAAAAAAUAUUGAUCAUAAAGAAGCUCAAAAAAUGUGUACAUUCAAAGAAAUAUUAGGUAGCUCAGCAAAUCUUAAAAAUUUUGGAUCUAUGCAUCCAAAGUGUGCCAAAGUAAAUGCAUUAAACUGGAUUAAAUCACAUGGGCCAAUCCAAAAAGAAAAUCCUAAUUUGUUUGAAAAAAGUAAGGGUGGUGGUAAAAAAAGAAAAUUACCUGAAGAUAUUGUUUUAGAUAUAGAACAAAAAAAAAAGGUUGCCAUUGAAGAAAAAGUUUCGCCAAGAUUUUUGGAGCUAAUGAAAACUACAUCUCAGAAUCAAGAUCUUAUUGAUACAGCUCAGCAAGAAGCUGAAAACAAAUAUUUUGAUCAAAUGGAUAAAAAAGAAAAAAUGGAAUACAAAAUGAUGAACACAUAUAAGGUGCCAUGCAAAGCUGUACGUUGUUUAGUAUGCAAGUAUACUUGGUUUUCAGCAUCUGAAUGGUGUAAAACUGAAAAACAUAUGUUGCGUGUACUUGAUGCUACUAAAAGAUUUUUCAAAUGUAAUGAUUGCAACUCAAGAAUUGCUUGUUUGACAAUGUUUCCUUUGAUUUCAUGUAAAAAUUGUAAUGGUUCCAAAUGGGAAAGAGCUCCAAUGAUGGGUCACAAAAAAGUUGAAGAAAUUCAUUUAAGCAUUCGUGGAGACGAACAAACAUUCUUGAGCUCUAUGCAACCUAAACUUAGUAUGAGUUUAAUGGUAGCAGAAGAAGAUUGAUCAAUAAUAAAAUGAGUUCAUAUUUCUCUUGCAAAUGUAUUGUUUAAUUGAGAAGUUAUUUCACAAUUUUGAGUAACAUAAAAUAUUUAAAAUAAUUAUUAGACUAUAUUCUGUAAUAAAUUGGUUUAAUUUUAUAUGGAAUAUAUUUAUAC
This is a messenger RNA of Rhopalosiphum maidis (corn leaf aphid), 2357 nucleotides long. RefSeq names its product protein MCM10 homolog (gene Mcm10). NCBI's taxonomy places the organism in Eukaryota, Metazoa, Arthropoda, Insecta, Hemiptera, Aphididae. Gene Ontology annotation, cellular component: nucleus; replication fork protection complex. Gene Ontology annotation, molecular function: single-stranded DNA binding; DNA replication origin binding. Bases 334 to 2205 code for a protein of 623 amino acids. Gene Ontology annotation, biological process: DNA replication; DNA replication initiation. The record is from RefSeq and is a predicted model, not a curated record. The transcript is spliced from 6 exons.